AUCAAACCCCCUAUUUUCAUUAUCAUUAUAUUAACCGUUAUCUCAGGAACUAUGAUCGUAAUAACAACUUCCCACUGACUCAUGGUCUGAAUCGGCUUCGAAAUAAACCUACUAGCCAUUAUUCCUAUCCUCAUAAAAAAAUACAACCCACGAGCCAUAGAAGCAGCCACAAAAUACUUCCUAACACAAGCAACUGCUUCCAUGCUCCUAAUAAUAGGAAUCAUCAUCAACUUACUGCACUCAGGACAAUGAACUGUCUCAAAAGACCUGAACCCCAUAGCAUCCAUUAUAAUAACAACCGCCCUAGCAAUAAAACUAGGAUUAGCCCCAUUCCACUUCUGACUGCCCGAAGUCACACAAGGAAUCUCCAUGUCCUCGGGCCUAAUCCUACUCACAUGACAAAAAAUCGCCCCACUAUCAAUUCUAUACCAAAUCUCACCUACCAUUAAUCCUAACCUACUCCUAACAAUAGCCAUCAUAUCAGUUAUAAUCGGAGGCUGAGGGGGACUCAAUCAGACCCAACUACGAAAAAUCAUAGCAUAUUCCUCAAUCGCCCAUAUAGGCUGAAUAGCAGCUAUCAUAAUAUACAGCCCCACAAUAAUAAUUUUAAACCUGAUCAUCUACAUCACCAUAACACUAACCACCUUUAUACUAUUCAUAUAUAACUCAACCACAACAACAUCAUCCCUAUCACAGACAUGAAAUAAAACUCCCCUAAUCACCUCAUUUAUCCUAGUACUAAUAAUAUCUCUAAGCGGCCUUCCUCCACUCUCCGGCUUCAUCCCAAAAUGAAUAAUCAUCCAAGAACUAACUAAAAAUGAAAUAAUUAUAAUACCCACACUACUAGCUAUAACAGCGCUACUUAACCUAUACUUCUACAUACGACUAACAUAUACCACUGCACUAACUAUAUUCCCCUCAAAUAACUGCAUAAAAAUGAAAUGACGAUUCGAACGCACAAAAAAAACAAUCCUUUUACCCCCCUUAAUCGUAAUAUCUACCAUACUACUACCACUCGCACCAAUACUAUCUGUCCUAGAUU
Messenger RNA from Panthera uncia (snow leopard), 1042 nucleotides. The record is from the annotation of a RefSeq genome assembly. NCBI's taxonomy places the organism in Eukaryota, Metazoa, Chordata, Mammalia, Carnivora, Felidae.